AUGGCCGACUUCCGCCACAUUCCGCUCCUAACCACCACCCUCCUCCUCCUCGCCGCCGCCACCACCACCACCGCCUGCCCGCCAUCCGACCGAGCCGCCCUCAUGGCCUUCAAAUCCGCCCUCCACGAGCCCCACAUCGGCAUCUUCAAGUCUUGGACUGGACCAGAUUGCUGCCACAAGUGGUACGGCAUCAGCUGCGACCCGAAAACCAAUCGGGUCGCGGACAUCAACCUCCGGGGCGAGUCGGAGGACCCGAUCUUUCAGAAGGCCGGUCGGACCGGUUACAUGACCGGGACCAUCUCCCCGGCCAUCUGCGGGUUGAACCGGCUCUCCAGCCUCACCAUCUCCGACUGGAAGGGGAUCUCGGGCGAGAUCCCCAAAUGCGUCGCGACGAUGCUCCCCUCCCUCCGCGUCCUCGACCUCGUGGGGAACCGCCUCGGCGGCGAGCUCCCCGCCGACAUCGGUCGGCUCCACCGCCUCACCGUGCUCAACGUCGCCGACAACCGGAUCGCCGGCCGGAUCCCCCGGUCGCUGACGAACCUAUCCGGUCUGAUGCACCUCGACCUUCGGAACAACCGGUUCACCGGGUCCAUCCCGACCGACUUCGGCCGACUCGGAAUGUUGAGCCGGGCCCUCCUGAGCCGGAAUUUCCUGACCGGUUCGAUCCCCGACUCGGUUUCUCGGAUCUACCGGCUAGCUGAUCUCGACCUUUCCCUCAACCGCCUCUCCGGCGGGAUCCCACCGUUGCUGGGACGGAUGGCCGUCCUGGCGACGCUAAAUUUGGAUGGGAACCGGUUCACCGGCGGGAUCCCCGCCGAUCUGUUCAGCUCGUCGGUGACUAAUCUGAACCUGAGCCGGAACGCGCUGGACGGGAAGCUGCCGGAGUUCGGUCCCCGGUCAUACUUCACCGUGCUGGAUCUGUCGCGGAACCGGCUGACCGGCGGGAUCCCGGCUUCCAUCACGUCGGCGUCGUACGUCGGUCAUUUGGAUCUAAGUUACAACCAUUUGUGCGGGAAGAUUCCGGCCGGGUCGCCGUUUGACCACCUCGAUGCGGCGUCGUUUGAGUUCAAUGACUGUCUUUGCGGCAGCCCGCUGAAACGACCGUGUUUGACUAAACAGUGA
Linum tenue is the source of this 1122-nucleotide messenger RNA. NCBI's taxonomy places the organism in Eukaryota, Viridiplantae, Streptophyta, Magnoliopsida, Malpighiales, Linaceae. The record is from the annotation of a GenBank genome assembly.